GAGUGAGCGAGCCGGCACCAGAGCGGCGCGGGGAGCCGGGCUGAGGCGAGGGCGGUGGUGGCGGCUCGGGCCGGGCGGUGUCCGCGCUCCGCGACGCCUCGCCCUCGAGCGGGUUUCUCCUGAGGGAACCGUUCUCUUCCCCGCCGCACGCACGGGAUCCCCCGUCCUUUCCGCCGCCCCGCAAGCGAAGCCCCCUCAGCUUCCCGUCCGCCUGCCCGGGCAGAACCUAGCCGCCUUCGGCCCGCCCCUCGCGGGCGGCCUCGUCCUCCAGUCAUGGCUCUCUGCCGGCGCCUGUCCCGGCUGGCCGCCCACCUGCAAGACCCACAGAAAGUGGCCGCCUUCCAGCGGCUCUGCGGGGUGGAGGGGCCUACGGGCUGGGCCGAUGCGGAGCAGCGAGCCGGAGCCCGGGGGCCGGUGGCUAACGGCAGCCCGCCGGCCGCGGGGCGGGCGGGAGGGCAGGAGCAUCCCGCCGGGAACGGGACUGUGCCCGCUGGGGCGGGUCCCCCGCAGCGGUGGAGGAGGCCGCGGCGCAACUCCCUCACGGAGGAGGACGGCAGCCAGGAGUUCUCCACCCGUAGUCGCUUCCUCUACUAUCUCUUCAGCCUGGGCACGGAGCUCGGCAACGAGCUCUUCUACAUCCUCUUCUUCCCCUUCUGCAUUUGGAACUUGGACGCCUGGCUGGGCCGGAGGCUUAUCAUCAUCUGGGUAUGGGUGAUGUACCUGGGGCAGUGCACCAAGGAUGUCAUCCGCUGGCCGCGGCCUGCCUCCCCGCCUGUGGUGAAGCUGGAAGUGUUCUACAACUCGGAGUACAGCAUGCCCUCUACUCACGCGAUGUCGGGCACCGCCAUCCCCCUGGCGCUCCUGCUGCUCAGCUACGGCCGCUGGCAGUAUCCCCUUAUGUUUGGACUGAUCCUUGCAUUCUGCUGGUGUUUGUUGGUUUGCUGUAGUCGAAUUUACAUGGGAAUGCAUUCAAUUUUGGAUGUUAUUGCUGGCUUUCUGUAUGCUAUUCUUAUCUUGGUUGUCUUCCAUCCAGUUGUGGACCUGAUUGAUAACUUCAACUUAACUUACAAAUAUGCACCCUUAAUUAUCAUCAGUCUCCAUUUAGCCCUGGGCAUCUUCUCUUUCACUCUAGACACCUGGAGCACAUCUCGAGGCGACACAGCUCAGAUACUGGGCUGUGGUGCUGGAGUAGCCUGCGGCUCUCACAUUAACUACAUGAUGGGUCUAAAUCCAGAUCCUCCUCCCAAGACUUUACCUUUAUCACUUUCCUCUCUCACUGUGACUGUGUUUGGAAAAGCCAUAUUGCGAUUGUUAAUCGGAGUAAUAGUUCUGCUGUUAACAAAAGUAGCAAUGAAAAAAGCCACUAUUCCACUGGCAUGUAAAAUAUUUUGCAUACCACAUGAUGAUGUACGGAAAGCAAGACAACGCAUGGAAGUUGAGCUUCCCUAUCGUUAUAUUACGUAUGGAACGGUUGGGUUCUCCCUCAUGUUCAUUGUUCCUUGCCUCUUCCACUUCAUUGGUCUUUCUUGAUGCAGUUUUAUCACUUUCAAUAGAACAGAGCUAGUUGUUUUUCAAAGAGGUGCACAGUCUGCUAAGGCAAGGCUAGUGAGCUUCACUUUGGCAGGGUCUUCACUUUAACAGCAAUACAUAGAAGGCAAAGCAUUUAAAGAACUUUGCACAUCUUUGGGUAUGGUAUGGGGCCAAAAGUCAAAUAUCAAUCCACAAGAAGUGCUGAACUCUAUAAAUGCUGUGUCUAGACUUAUUGCUGUAACAAAGUCUGUGUGUGUGAUGCAAUUAAUGUAUCUGGAAUGUCUGUACCUGUGUACAUUGACAGUUUAACAGGUAUGUCAGCUGAUCAGAAAGCUUCAUUCAUGACCUGUUUGCCAUUUCAUAAUAACUUACUCAAAUUGUUGGACCAUAGACUGCUAAUUUUGUUUUCCUCUAUUCUUUCCUGAAGCCUUGCUUCAAGAUGUUUCAGCUAAUAGGCAUUUCUAAUGGACCAAACUUGUAAUGAGUUUGAAUUUUCUAAAGUAAACAGAAGCCUUUUUCUUUACCCCGCUCUACAGAGUAAAAUAUCUGGACUGUAUUGGUAGAUACCACUAAAGUGUAUAUGAUCCAGGUACUGUAUUUUAUGGUUUAAUAACUGUGCCUUUCUGUUACUAAAUUAAGAAAUGCCAUAUUACUGUGAUGUAAAAAUGCCAAAUUUUAUUUAAAAUACUACAUAAUUAGGCAGAUAUUUUUAAAUGUUAGAUUGUCCAUCAUGUUGCUGGCAUGGUUCAAGUUAACUGGAAAGUAUUCAGUUUAGCCUAAUCAAAAUUGCGUAAAUGAAAUAACGUAAGAAUCACAUCCUUAAGCUCAAGAUGUUGUAAAU
Molecule: messenger RNA, 2371 nt
Organism: Pezoporus occidentalis (night parrot)
Lineage: Eukaryota; Metazoa; Chordata; Aves; Psittaciformes; Psittacidae
Gene: SGPP1
Product: sphingosine-1-phosphate phosphatase 1
Exons: 3
Coding region: 274-1530 (418 amino acids)
Biological process (GO): sphingosine metabolic process
Cellular component (GO): endoplasmic reticulum membrane
Molecular function (GO): sphingosine-1-phosphate phosphatase activity
Source: RefSeq, a predicted model, not a curated record